AUGGCCGGCGACGAGCCCCCAACGGCGGCGGCCCAGCCGCCCACAACGGAGUUGGACCAGGACCUGGUGGAGAUCCUGGAGGAGGGAUCGGGCCGCCUGGACAUCGCCCGGUACGUGGACCACGUGCGCGACCUGGCGGCGGGCGCCAUCGCCACCUUCGAGGGCACCACGCGGGACCACUUCGACGGGCGGCGCGUGGUGGAGCUGCGGUACGAGGCCUACUCGGCCAUGGCGCGGCGCCGGCUCGAGGCCAUCCUCCGCGAGGCCCGCGCCGCCCACGCGCUGCGGCGGCUGGCCGUGGCGCACAAGCUCGGCCCCGUCCCGGCCGGCGAGGCGAGCGUCUUCGUGGCGGCCUCGGCGGUGCACCGCGCGGACGCCAUGGAGGCGUGCCGCUACGUGAUCGACGAGAUCAAGGCCUCCGUGCCCAUCUGGAAGAAGGAGGUGUACGACGACGGCGAGGUGUGGAAGGAGAACCGCGAGUUCUUCGACCGCGCCGACGCCGACGGGACGGACACGGACCAUAAGAAGGGCCACAACAAGGCGUCCGGCGGCGGCUGCUGCGGCAGCAAGGUGCGGGUCAUGGAGGAGAGCUGAUGGCACCCGCCGGAUCGCGAUCGGAGAAAUACAGCGGGUUGCCUCUGUCCUUUGACUUAUUUUUGAGAUUUUUGAGAUGGAAGAAAGGAUAAAAUGUCUUGUGUGACACUAGAGGUUUAACCAAGUGGCAAAUACAGUGUAUGGAAAUGCGAUUCUAUAGAUUGCAAAUGAUGUAAUGUACUCACUGUAUAAACAAUUCUCCUUCUCAUUGUGCUGCAUGUGUAUCUUGUACUAGCGUUUCUUUUCCUGUGUCAAAACACUGAAAGGGCACACCAGAUAUACGGGAAGAACUGAUAGAAAGGAAAUGUCUUGUGUGACGCUAGAGAAUUGAUCAAGUGACAAACACAGUGUACGAAAGUUCAGUAUCUACAAUGCAAAUGAUGUAACCUACUCACUCUAUGGCAAUUUGGAAUAAACAUCUCGUUCAGUUGGCACUGAAA
Molecule: messenger RNA, 1034 nt
Organism: Lolium rigidum
Lineage: Eukaryota; Viridiplantae; Streptophyta; Magnoliopsida; Poales; Poaceae
Product: molybdopterin synthase catalytic subunit-like
Exons: 1
Coding region: 1-594 (197 amino acids)
Biological process (GO): Mo-molybdopterin cofactor biosynthetic process
Cellular component (GO): cytosol
Molecular function (GO): molybdopterin synthase activity
Source: RefSeq, a predicted model, not a curated record